Molecule: messenger RNA, 3841 nt
Organism: Diachasmimorpha longicaudata
Lineage: Eukaryota; Metazoa; Arthropoda; Insecta; Hymenoptera; Braconidae
Exons: 15
Coding region: 16-3726 (1236 amino acids)
Molecular function (GO): oxidoreductase activity, acting on CH-OH group of donors; flavin adenine dinucleotide binding
Source: RefSeq, a predicted model, not a curated record
AAUUUCUGUGUGCCAAUGAAUUCUGGUAUUGGGUGUGACGGAAUGUCGUACAACCUGACAGUCGCACCGCAGUGUAAUGCGCCCUUUGUUGGGCCGAGUUUAGCCCAGAGUUGUCCGGGCUCACAAUUUCUCGUUUUUAUGACUCUACUAGACACAUUUAUCAGAACAAAUUCUGAUGUUUCACAACUUUGUCAACGAGUUAUUCCUAUUGAUCCAGCGGAUUAUUAUUAUGAUUUCAUUGUUGUCGGAGGAGGUUCGGCAGGUGCAGUGGUAGCUGCAAGAUUGAGUGACGUACCAGAGUGGAAAGUUUUACUUCUAGAGGCUGGACCGGAUGAGCCACCUGGUGCUGAUGUACCAAGUAUGGUGGCAAUGUUUCUAGGUUCAGAAAUUGACUGGCAGUACAGAACGAUUAAUGAAACAAAUGCUUGUCUCUCAUCAAAUGGUUCAUGCAGUUGGCCAAGGGGUAAGAAUCUAGGAGGUACAUCUGUUCACAAUGGAAUGAUGUACAUCAGAGGUAAUCCCAAGGACUACAAUGACUGGGAGGCAUUGGGCAACGUAGGCUGGAGCUGGAAAGACGUUCUACCCCAUUAUCUGAACAUGGAAAGUAACGCGGAUAUAAAAAUGUUGAACAAGAGAUAUCACAGUGUUGGAGGUCCCCUGAAUGUGGAAAGAUUCCCCUGGCGACCUCCAAUAUCCACCAACAUCCUGUCUGGUGCACAGGAGCGAGGCUAUGGCAUCAGUAAUGAUCUCAAUGGAGACCAGUUAACUGGCUUCACCAUAGCCCAAACAACAAGUCGUAAUGGAGUUAGAUUCAGUAGUGCAAGAGCAUUUCUGACGCCUGUGAGACAUCGACCCAACCUCCACAUAGCCCUGAAUGCAACAGCCAGGAGAAUCAUCUUCGAGGAUCUCAAGGCUGUUGGUGUAGAGUAUAUGCAGGAUGGUGAAGUCCGUAUAGCCCGAGCCUCACGGGAGAUUAUUGUCUCAGGUGGUGCAGUUAAUUCACCACAAUUAUUACUACAAUCGGGAAUAGGUCCUGCUAAGCAUCUCAAUGCUGUUAAUGUACCAGUUGUCCUGGAUCUCCCGGGUGUUGGUGAAAAUUUGCAAAAUCAUGUGUCUUACACAUUGGCUUAUUCAAUCAAUGAACCCAAUGAAUUUGAUCUGAACUGGGCAGCAGCUUUAGAGUACGUGGCUUAUCAGACUGGACCGAUGUCAUCUACUGGCUUGUCACAAGUAACAGGGAAAAUGGCCUCGAGCUUUAGUACAAAGGAUCAUCCUGAUUUGCAGUUUUACUUUGGUGGAUAUCAAGCAGCUUGUGCUACUAGUGGCCAGGUGGGUGCACUGAUGGAUAAUUCUAGGAGAAGUAUCAGCAUUUCACCGACUAAUUUGCAUCCAAAGAGUCGAGGAACAAUACGAUUGGCAAGCAAUGAUCCCCAGGCAAAGCCAUUGAUUCAAGCAAAUUAUUUCCAAGACCCGCAGGAUGCUGCUGUUUUAUUAGAGGGUAUUGAAAUGGCCAUAUCUUUGAUGAAUUCAACUGCUCUAUCAAAAUACAAUAUCUCUCUGAUGUUUCCGGGAAUACCGGCUUGUCAGAGAUUUCAAUAUCCAAGUCUAUCGUACUGGAAUUGUUCAAUUAGACAGGACACUGGUCCAGAGAAUCAUCAAGCUGGCUCAUGCAAAAUGGGUCCAGCUAAUGAUCCCAUGGCUGUUGUUGAUUCACAACUCAGAGUGAGGGGAGUCAGGGGAUUGAGAGUUGCUGAUACAUCAAUCAUGCCAACCGUCACAUCGGGAAAUACAGCAGCACCCGCAAUGAUGAUUGGUAGCAGAGCUGCAACAUUCAUUCAACAGGAAUGGUUGCACGAUCAUUUAGUUUGGUCUAAGCCAUUUUUUUGGAAACACAAGUGGGCAACUCAAGGAGUUUGUCCAAACAUGUUCUCCGGUGGAAUACCCAUGGAAACAGUCUGCCCAACGACAAUAGCCUCAUUCGCUUUUAUUCUCAAUACAAUGAAUGACAUGAUCAGUAGAAGUGAACCAAUUGGUGAUCCAUGUGGUCGUGUAACACCAAAAAAAAUUUCAAAACCAAUUUACGAUUUUAUCGUUGUUGGAAGUGGUGCUGCUGGUAGUGCGGUUGCAGCAAGACUAAGUGAAGUACCCGAUUGGAAGGUAUUACUUCUCGAAGCUGGCCCUGAUGAGCCCAAUGCAGCUGAAAUUCCAUCCAACUUUGGAAUUUACAUAGGAAGCGAUAUUGAUUGGAAAUAUAAAACGUCUAAUGAGUCUCAUGCUUGUUUGGUGAACAAUGGCUCGUGUUAUUGGCCCCGUGGACGUAAUCUCGGUGGUACUACGGUGCAUCAUGGAAUGGCUUAUCAUCGGGGUAAUCCCAGGGAUUAUGAGAAUUGGGUUGAUAUGGGUAAUGAGGGCUGGGGAUUUGACGAUGUACUACCGUUCUUCAUGAAAUCCGAAAAUAAUACGGAAACUGAUAGAGUGGGAACUCAAUUGCAUGGAAUUGGUGGACCAAUGACUGUUCAACGAUUUCCAUUCCAACCAGCAUUUGCCCAAACCAUCUACCAAGCAGCUAAGCAAACGGGUUAUGGAACCAUUGAGGAUCUGGUUGGUGUAAAAAAUGUGGGCUUCAACAUCGCCCAAACAAUGAGCAAGAAUGGAGUGAGACAAAGUGCAGCAGCUGCUUUCCUUCGACCAGCGAGAGAUCGUAAAAAUUUGGACAUCAUAGUCGAUGCCACUGUUACAAAAUUAAGAACAUUGAAAAAUCGAGUGAUUGGUGUAGAAUAUGUCAAGGAUGGAAAGCGUCGGAGAUUAUUGGUCAAACGUGAAGUUAUAGUCUCCGGAGGAACUGUCGGUUCUCCUCAACUACUUCUUCUCUCAGGUAUUGGCCCAAAGGAGCAGCUGAAGGCACUUGGUAUUCCUGUAGUGCUUGACUUGCCCGGUGUUGGAAAGAAUCUUCACAAUCAUGUGUCAUAUAGCAUUGAUUUUACACUACCAGAGGAUAAAAGUGUCAGUUAUACACCGGAUAAUCUCGCUGUUUAUUUGUACAAUCAGACCGGUCCACUGUCCUCAUCUGGAUUAGCUCAAGUUACGGGAAUUUUACCAUCUCCGUAUACGACUUCAGAUUAUCCUGAUAUACAAAUUUUUUUCUCGGGUUAUCAAGCGUCAUGUAGAAUUAAUGGUGAUGUUGAUUUGGCAUCCGAUGGUAAUCAGAGGACUGUCAGAUUUACCGCUGUCAAUCUACAUCCGAAGAGUCGAGGAGCAAUUACUCUAGCCUCAACAAACGCUCUAGACCAUCCAAUAAUCUGGAGUAAUGAUCUCGCUGAGCCGAGAGACGUUGAUGUAUUGGUAGCUGGUCUUCACGUACUCCUCAAAAUGGCCAAUUCCAAGGCAAUGAAGUCAGUGGGAUUGAAGCCUAUCAAUGCACCUGUAUCACAGUGCCGUCAGUAUAAGUACUUGACAGAUGAAUACUUCAAAUGUGCUGUACAUGUAAAUACAAGGACGGAGAAUCAUCAAACGGGUACAUGUAAGAUGGGACCGGCUUCAGAUCCUUUGGCUGUUGUUGAUUCACAUCUUCGUGUACAUGGAAUUCAAGGGCUUCGAGUUGCUGAUGCGUCGGCUCAACCGCUGGUCGUUUCCGGUAAUCCUCAUGCGUCGGUUACAAUGAUGGGAGAACGAGCUGCAGAUUUUAUCAAGAAGGAGUACUUGAAAACAUCCAAUGAAAGCUGUUGAAAAACUUUACAGCGAAGAAAAUAUAAUUUUGAAUGUAAUGAAAUCAAUUCAUCGAUUGGAAUAUUUGAAAAAUGUAGCGAUUAGUUCGAAAUAAAUCCUGGCAACAAGCAAUCAA